UUUUUUUUUUUUUUUUUUUUUUGUAAGUUGCACUCGGCGAAGUUGUUUACAACGUUUUAUAAAUAACUAAGGUCAUCUUUGCAAUAAUUAACAUAAAUGGCUGAAGCGGAAGGAGGAAGCGAGCAGGAUGAUGUUUCAUUCUUAAGGACGGAAGACAUGGUCUGCUUGUCAUGUACAGCUACGGGCGAACGUGUAUGCUUAGCUGCCGAAGGUUUUGGUAAUCGUCAUUGUUUUUUGGAGAAUAUAGCUGACAAGAAUGUACCACCUGAUCUGUCACAAUGUGUAUUUGUCAUUGAGCAGGCUUUGUCUGUGAGAGCUCUACAGGAGCUGGUUACGGCAGCUGGUUCCGAAACGGAUUCUCAAUUUGGCAAAGGUACUGGUUCCGGUCAUAGAACGUUACUGUAUGGCAAUGCUAUACUACUGCGUCAUCAUAACAGCGACAUGUAUUUAGCUUGCCUUUCAACGUCGUCUUCUAAUGACAAAUUAUCAUUUGAUGUUGGUCUGCAAGAACAUAGUCAAGGUGAGGCAUGCUGGUGGACGGUUCAUCCUGCAAGUAAGCAACGUAGUGAGGGUGAGAAAGUGCGUGUAGGCGAUGACUUGAUUUUAGUCUCUGUUGCCACUGAACGUUAUUUGCACACAACCAAGGAGAACGAAUUGUCAAUUGUAAAUGCGAGCUUUCAUGUGACACAUUGGUCGGUGCAACCGUAUGGUACUGGCAUAUCCCGCAUGAAGUAUGUAGGUUACGUAUUUGGUGGAGAUGUCUUACGUUUUUUCCAUGGCGGCGAUGAAUGUCUUACUAUACCCAGCACGUGGGGACGUGAAGCAGGGCAAAAUAUUGUCAUUUAUGAAGGCGGUUCGGUCAUGUCACAAGCCCGUUCAUUGUGGCGUUUGGAAUUGGCCCGCACUAAAUGGACGGGCGGUUUUAUAAUGUGGUUUCAUCCAAUGCGAUUUCGACAUAUCACUACAGGACGUUAUUUAGGUGUCAACGAUAAUAACGAAUUAAUUUUGGUGAAAAAAGAGGAAGCUUCAAUAGCUACAACCACUUUUUGCCUUAGACAGGAGAAGGAUGACGAGAAAAAAGUGCUAGAAGAUAAAGAUCUCGAAGUUAUCGGUUCUCCUAUUAUCAAAUAUGGCGAUACUACAGUUAUUGUACAGCAUUGUGAGAGCGGUUUGUGGCUUAGCUACAAAAGUUAUGAAACGAAGAAGAAAGGAGUCGGCAAAGUUGAAGAGAAGCAAGCCAUUUUGCAUGAGGAAGGAAAAAUGGAUGAUUGUUUGGACUUUUCGCGCUCGCAGGAGGAGGAAUCGAAAACGGCUCGCGUUAUACGCAAAUGUAGCAGUUUAUUUACACAAUUUAUAAGUGCUUUAGAAAUUCUGCAAUUAAAUCGACGUCAUUCAGUUUUCUUUCAGAAAGUUAACCUUAACGAAAUGGUUAUGUGUCUUGAAGAUUUAAUCAAUUACUUUUCACAGCCGGAGGACGAUAUGGAACAUGAGGAAAAACAAAAUCGUUUCCGUGCUUUACGUAAUCGUCAAGAUCUCUUUCAGGAGGAAGGUGUUCUCAAUCUAAUUUUAGAAGCCAUUGAUAAAAUUAACAGCAUAACGUCUCAAGGCUUUUUAGCCAGCUUUUUAGCUGGCGACGAAACCGGUCAAAGCUGGGACCUUAUUUCCACUUAUCUGUAUCAAUUGUUAGCGGCGAUUAUUAAAGGCAAUCACACAAAUUGCGCGCAAUUUGCUAACAGCAAUCGUUUAAAUUGGCUGUUUUCUCGCUUGGGAUCGCAAGCGUCUAGCGAGGGCUCUGGCAUGUUGGAUGUACUUCAUUGCGUAUUGAUUGAUUCACCCGAAGCUUUAAACAUGAUGCGAGACGAACAUAUCAAGGUGAUUAUAUCACUCUUGGAGAAGCACGGGCGAGAUCCUAAAGUUUUGGAUGUCCUGUGUUCGCUAUGUGUAGGUAACGGAGUAGCGGUGCGUUCCUCGCAAAAUAAUAUUUGCGAUUUUUUGUUGCCGGGAAAAAAUUUAUUGUUGCAAACGCAACUUGUUGAUCAUGUUGCCAGUAUAAGGCCAAACAUAUUUGUGGGCCGCGUAGAAGGUUCGGCUCUGUAUCAAAAAUGGUACUUUGAAAUAACAAUGGAUCAUAUUGAACAGACUACACAUAUGAUGCCGCAUUUACGCAUAGGAUGGGCCAACACCACUGGCUACGUUCCAUAUCCGGGCGGCGGCAAAAAAUGGGGCGGCAACGGAGUUGGCGAUGAUUUAUAUUCGUUCGGUUUCGAUGGUGCCUAUUUAUGGACCGGGGGACGUAAAACUCUGGUCAUGGAUCAGGUUCCCGAAGAACCGUUUAUACGGAAAUGUGAUGUUAUUGGCGUAACAAUUGAUUUAUCAGUGCCCGUAAUAACGUUCACUUUCAAUGGCAACAAAGUACGCGGCUGUUUUAGAGAAUUCAACUUGGAUGGCAUGUUUUUCCCAGUUAUGAGCUGUUCCUCGAAAUUGAGUUGCCGUUUUUUGUUCGGCGGAGAUCAUGGUCGACUAAAAUUUGCUCCACCGCCUGGUUUCUCACCUCUCGUUCAGUGUCUAAUGCCCCAUCAAAUAUUGAGUUUGGAUCCUUGUUUCUAUUUCGGUAAUUUGAAUAAGAACGUUUUAGCUGGUCCUUGGCUUAUUGAGGAUGAUACCGCCUUCGUACCACAGCCGGUCGAUACUUCUGGUGUUAGUUUGCCUUCCUCAGUAGAUCAAAUUAAAGAGAAAUUGGCCGAAAACAUUCACGAGAUGUGGGCCCUUAACAAAAUCGAAGCCGGUUGGGCUUGGGGUGAACAUAGAGACGAUUAUCAUCGCAUACAUCCGUGUUUGACACAAUUUGAGAAAUUGCCUCCAGCUGAAAAACGUUAUGAUAACCAGUUAGCAGUGCAAACAUUAAAAACUAUUGUUGCUUUGGGUUACUAUAUAACUAUGGAUAAACCGCCGGCCAGAAUUAGACCCAUACGCUUGCCUAACGAGCUGUUUAUGCAGGCGAAUGGUUACAAACCGGCUCCUUUAGAUCUAAGUGCUGUCACUCUCACUCCAAAGCUUGAAGAACUAGUAGAUCAAUUGGCCGAAAAUACCCAUAAUUUGUGGGCACGUGAACGCAUACAACAAGGCUGGACUUAUGGACUUAACGAAGAUUCCGAAAACCUUCGCAGUCCUCAUUUAGUACCCUAUGCUAAAGUCGAUGAAGCCAUAAAAAAAGCUAAUCGCGACACAGCUUCUGAAACUGUACGUACUUUGUUAGUUUACGGUUAUGUUCUAGAUCCACCAACUGGUGAGGGGAAUGAGGCACUGCUAGCUGAAGCGUUGCGUCUUAAAUUUGCUGCUUUUCGCACUUAUCGCGUCGAACGCAACUAUGCGGUUACUUCGGGCAAAUGGUAUUUCGAAUUCGAGGUUCUUACCUCUGGACCUAUGCGAGUCGGUUGGGCACGUGCUGACUGCAAUCCAGGUUCGAUGUUGGGUAGUGAGGACACGAGUUGGGCAUUCGACGGUCAUAACGAAGAGAAAGUUUUUGGCGGAGCAAGUGAAACAUUCGGUAAACAAUGUGGACCUGGUGAUAUAGUUGGAGUGUUCUUAGAUGUCGCCGAUCAUACAAUCAGUUUUUCAUUAAAUGGCGAACUUCUAAUGGAUGCUUUGGGUGGUGAGACGACAUUUGCUGACGUCACAGCUGAAGGCGUGGGCUUUGUACCCGCCUGUACGCUUGGUGUAGGCCAAAAAGCUCGUUUAAUCUAUGGUCAAGAUGUAGAUUCUUUAAAAUUCUUUACCACAUGUGGCCUUCAAGAAGGUUAUGAACCGUUUUGCGUUAACAUGAGACGUCCUGUUACGCACUGGUACACUAAGGAUCAACCAAUUUUCGAAAACACUGAAGAAAUGCCCGACUGCCGUAUUGACGUCACACGUAUACCUGGUGGCGCGGAUACACCGCCUCAUUUGAAAAUUUCACACAAUACUUUCGAAACAAUGGAAAAAGCCAAUUGGGAAUUUUUACGGUUAUCCUUACCAGUGACGUGUAUGGGGGAAUUCAUCUCGGAAACUGAAAAGGCUCGACGCUGGGAGGAAAUUAAACUACGCCAGUAUAGAUUGAUGCGCGAUGCAGAAAUAGCUCAGCAGCAAACAUCCGCUCACAUGGAUCAUAUGUUGAAGAGUGGCUUUACUAUGAGCGACAUAAAAGGCCUUAAUCGCAACUAUGACGAUACUGCCGAAGCUGAUGAAAAUAUGCGAGGCCCUUCUAGACCGCCUCGUAAAGGUUCAAUAACGCGCAAUAUUACAUUUGAACAAGAUGGUCUCACUUUGCCAGAAGAACUUCAAGGUUCCACACUUGACAUUAAUGGUUUAGAUGGAGAGGCUUUGGAUGAAAAAAAGAAACGUGGUCGUAGCCCAUUCAAAUUCUUCUCGAAAAAAUCACGUGAUCAAAGCAAAGAAAAAACGGCUGGACGCGCUCCGGAAGUAUCUGUAGAACGUCGCAACACCGUCGCACAUGGUCGUAAUGUUGUUAACGCUCAAAUGGCUCCCCGAGCUCCCACUUUACGUCUAAAUAACGUUGAAAUGCCACAAACGCCAACCGUGCAGGGUCCCAAACCUUUAAGCGGUGGUACUCUUGGCCAGCCGCCUAUCGAAUCAUCGGGCAACGAAAUGUUUGAUGCCGAAUGCUUAAAAUUAAUAAAUGAAUACUUUUACGGCAUAAGAAUUUAUCCUGGUCAAGAUCCUACUCACGUAUAUGUUGGCUGGGUGACAACCCAAUACCAUUUGCACAGUAAAGAAUUUAAUAAAAAUCGCGUUCGACGUGGCUCUGUAAUUAUUGAAGACGAAUACGAAAAUCCCAUAGAGCGCAUCGAUCGCCAAAGCUGUUAUGUGGUACGUGCAGAUGAACUCUUCAAUGAAGUAACUCAAGAUGCCUCCGGUAAAGGCGCUUCGCAAGGCAUGUUUGUUGGUUGUUUUGUGGACACUGCUACUGGCAUGAUACGUUUUACUUGUGAAGGAAAAGAAACUUCACACCGCUGGCUCAUGGAGCCCAAUACUAAGCUGUUCCCGGCCAUUUUUGUGGAAGCUACAAGCAAGGAAAUCUUACAAAUAGAAUUGGGACGCACUGCCACAACACUGCCUCUCUCCGCUGCUGUACUGCCUACAAGUGAUAAACAUAUUAAUCCGCAAUCACCGCCACGUCUAAAAGUUCAAUGUCUUCGACCACAUCAAUGGGCACGGGUGCCAAAUACCGCAUUGCAAGUUCAUGCCUUAAAACUAUCAGACAUUCGUGGAUGGUCUAUGCUCUGUGAGGAUCCCGUGUCUAUGCUAGCUUUGCACAUUCCCGAAGAGGAUCGUUGUAUUGACAUUUUAGAACUCAUAGAAAUGGACAAAUUGCUUUCCUUCCAUGCUCACACACUCACCUUGUAUGCAGCGCUUUGCUAUCAAUCCAAUUACAGAGCAGCUCAUGCUUUAUGUCAACAUGUCGAUCAAAAACAAUUGCUCUAUGCUAUACGUUCCGAAUAUAUGAGUGGACCGUUACGACAGGGCUUCUAUGAUCUGUUAAUUGCAUUACACUUGGAGUCUCACGCUACUACAAUGGAAGUUUGUAAAAAUGAAUUCAUUAUUCCUCUGGGAGCAGAAUUGAAGGCCCUUUAUGAAGAUGAAGAAAUGUGCCAUUCAUUAAGAUCUUUAGUUACUGAAUCGGUUCGACCACAAAUGCGUAUGACCGAUAUUACUAUACAAAGUGUUUCUAGCGAGACUGUGCCGGAAAUCGAUCAACUCUACUCUCCCAAGUUUCCCUUAGAAAUUGUUCGCGAAUUUGUAAUGGAAGCAUUGCAAGAAGCUGUGGAAGUUAAUCAGGUUCACAACAGAGACCCGAUUGGUUGGACCAAUGAAAACCUUUUCUUACCUUUAAUCAAGCUUACGGAUCGUCUACUUCUCGUCGGCGUUCUUACGGAUGAAGACGUCCAAAAACUUCUGCUUAUGGUUGAUCCCGAAACAUGGGAUGUUAACUUCGAGAAAGAUGGAAAAGAUGAGCACCGCAAGGGCUUACUAACUAUGAAGAUGGCUGAAGGAGCAAAAUUACAAAUGUGUUAUCUUCUUCAACAUUUAUACGACAUACAGUUACGACAUCGUGUAGAGAGCAUCAUUGCCUUUUCUCAUGACUUUGUAGGAGAUCUGCAAGGUGAUCAGUUGCGACGUUACAUAGAAAUCAAGCAAUCCGAUCUUCCCAGCGCCGUAGCAGCUAAGAAAACUAAAGAGUUCCGUUGUCCACCUCGAGAACAGAUGAAUCAAAUUCUAUGUUUUAAGAAUCUUGAGCCCGAUGAUCAAGAAAACUGUACCUGUGGUUUAGAUUUGCGAGGACGCUUACAUGAUUUUCAUGAUGGCCUUAUGAAGAAGGUGUCUUUAAAUGCUUUGCAAGAGCCUGAUGAGCCAGAAAGCAACGGGGUAGAAGAAGUUAAAACUGGACCGAUAACGAAAAUCUUCAAUUUCAUUAACACUGUAAAAGAAUUGGAAGAAGGGCCUAAGGAAGUUGAGGAACCUGAAAAGAAAACUCCUGAAGAAGUAUUCCGCAAAGUCCUAAUUAAGACAAUUGUAAGUUGGGCUGAGGAAUCACAAAUUGAAAAUCCAAAAUUGGUGCGUGAGAUGUUUAGUUUACUCGUACGCCAAUACGACACAGUAGGGGAGCUCGUGAGAGCUCUUGGUAAGACUUAUGUUAUUAAUAACAAAGCCCGAAACGACGCAGCUGAAAUGUGGGUGGGUUUAAGUCAAAUUCGUGCUCUGCUGCCAGUACAGAUGAGUCAGGAUGAAGAAGAAUUAAUGCGAAAACGUUUGUGGAAAUUAGUUAAUAAUGCCACAUUCUUCCAACAUCCCGAUUUAAUAAGAAUCCUUAGAAUACAUGAAAACGUAAUGGCCGUGAUGAUGAAUACACUUGGUAGACGGGCGCAAGCGCAAAGUGAUGCCCCAGCCCAAACAGAGGGAAUGGAAGGAGCUCCACAUAAGGAGAAGGAUACUUCUCACGAAAUGGUGGUGGCUUGUUGCCGUUUCCUCUGUUAUUUCUGUAGAACUGGAAGACAGAAUCAAAAGGCUAUGUUUGACCACUUCGAUUUUCUACUUGACAACGCGAAUAUACUUUUGGCUAGACCAAGUUUGCGCGGUUCUACUCCUUUAGACGUGGCAUACUCAAGUUUAAUGGAGAACACAGAAUUAGCUCUGGCACUUAGAGAACACUAUUUAGAAAAAAUUGCAAUUUAUCUUUCACGUUGCGGUCUUCAAAGUAAUUCUGAACUUAUUGAAAAGGGGUAUCCCGACUUGGGUUGGGAUCCGGUUGAAGGCGAACGCUAUUUGGACUUUUUGCGUUACUGCGUUUGGGUAAAUGGUGAGAGCGUUGAAGAGAAUGCAAAUCUUGUUAUUCGGUUGCUCAUACGCCGGCCAGAAUGUUUAGGUCCAGCGUUGAGAGGAGAAGGUGAAGGCCUUUUCCGUGCUAUAGUUGAAGCCAAUCGCAUGUCUGAACGCAUCUCAGAGCGUUGCAAGAUACAAGACGAACCUGAAGGUACCAUCACUGGUCUCAACUUCACACAUCCAUUGCCGGAAGGCGAUGAAGAUGAAGAUUAUAUUGAUACCGGUGCAGCAAUACUAAAUUUCUACUGCACUCUUGUUGAUCUUUUGGGUAGAUGUGCCCCCGAUGCUUCAGUUAUAGAGCAGGGUAAGAACGAAUCACUGAGAGCUAGAGCUAUUUUGAGAUCUCUUGUGCCACUUGAGGAUCUGCAAGGUGUCCUCAGCUUAAAAUUCACCAUUCUGCAAACUGCUCCAGGUGAAGAAAGGCCCAAGUCCGACAUGCCAUCCGGUUUGUUGCCCAACAACAAGCAAAGCAUAGUCUUAUUUUUGGAGCGCGUUUAUGGUAUAGAAACUCAAGACCUUUUUUAUCGCUUAUUGGAAGAUGCCUUUCUACCUGAUCUAAGAACCGCGACAAUUUUAGAUAAAAGCGACGGGUCUGAGAGUGAUAUGGCCCUGGCAAUGAAUCGCUACAUUGGUAACUCCAUUCUACCUCUAUUAAUCAAACAUUCAAAAUUUUAUAAUGAAGCAGAAAACUAUGCUAGUUUACUAGACGCCACUCUCCACACAGUCUAUAGAUUAUCUAAAAAUCGUAUGCUCACCAAAGGUCAAAGAGAAGCCGUAUCAGACUUUUUGGUAGCCUUAACAUCACAAAUGCAGCCAGCUAUGUUACUCAAAUUAUUGCGUAAGCUAACUGUUGAUGUUUCAAAGCUAUCGGAAUACACUACCGUGGCCUUACGACUUCUGACUUUACAUUUCGAUCGGUGUGCCAAAUACUAUGGUUCUAGCCAAGGUCAAGGCUCAUAUGGCGCUGCCUCAGAUGAAGAAAAACGGCUUACAAUGCUUUUAUUUUCGAAUAUAUUUGACUCUCUUAGUAACAUGGACUACGAUCCAGAAUUGUUUGGCAAAGCUCUUCCUUGUCUGAUUGCAAUCGGAUGUGCUUUGCCUCCCGAUUACAGUUUAUCUAAAAAUACGGAAGAAGACUAUUAUGGGCGUCAAUCGGGCUCUCCUGAUCAGCCACAAUACGAUCCAAACCCUAUCGACACCACAAAUGUACAUUUAACUAAUGAUUACAAUUCUUUAGUGCAGAAAUUCAGCGAACACUAUCACGAUGCUUGGGCAAGUAGACGUUUGGAAAGCGGGUGGACACAUGGGGAAAUUCGUUCUGACACUGAUCGUAAACAUCCAAGACUGAAGCCCUAUAAUAUGCUAAGUGAAUAUGAACGCGAACGCUAUAAGGAUCCCGUUAGGGAAUGUUUGAAAGCCCUCCUGGCUAUAGGUUGGACAAUUGAGCAUUCUGAUAUUGACGUGCCUCAAAACAAUCGUGGUUCAGUGAGACGUCAGUCAAAACCUCAAAUUCAUGAUUUUCAGAGUGAAGGUAGUGCAUUUAACUACCAUCCACACCCUGUGGAUAUGACGAAUCUUACGCUCAGCCGUGAAAUGCAAAAUAUGGCAGAGCGUUUAGCCGAAAAUUCUCACGAUAUUUGGGCUAAAAAGAAAAAGGAAGAAUUAGACACUUGUGGUGGUGCGAUACAUCCUCAGCUAGUGCCUUAUGAUUUGCUAACGGAUAAAGAGAAGCGUAAAGAUCGCGAGCGUUCACAAGAGUUUCUUAAAUACAUGCAAUACCAGGGUUAUAAAUUGCACAAACCUUCUAAGGGCGGAGCAGAGGGUGAAGGUGGUGCAGCUAUAAUUGCGGUGGAGUCACGUUUUUCUUAUUCCUUACUGGAAAAAUUGAUACAAUACCUGGAUCGGGCCACUAUCAACAUGAAAUUGUUAAAACCCUCUACUACUUUUAGCAGACGCUCAUCUUUCAAAACUGCUUCUCGGGAUAUCAAAUUCUUCUCCAAAGUCGUGCUGCCGCUUAUGGAAAAGUAUUUUUCAACGCAUCGUAACUACUUCAUUGCCGUAGCUACAGCUACUAAUAAUGUGGGAGCAUCAUUAAAAGAGAAGGAAAUGGUCGCUUCAAUAUUUUGUAAAUUGGCUUCAUUGUUACGUAAUCGCUUGACUGCUUUCGGUCCUGAUGUGCGCAUAACGGUUCGUUGUCUUCAAGUGCUAGUCAAAGGCAUUGAUGCUAGGACAUUAGUGAAGAAUUGCCCCGAAUUUAUUAGGACGUCAAUGUUAACAUUCUUUAAUCAAACAGCCGAUGAUUUGGGUACAACAAUCUUAAAUUUGCAGGAUGGCAAAUACAGUCACCUAAGGGGAACACAUCUGAAGACUUCUACUUCUCUUGGGUACAUCAAUCAAGUAGUUUUGCCAGUGCUAACAGCUAUGUUCGACCACUUGGCUGGUUGUGACUAUGGCAGCGAUUUGUUGUUGGAUGAGAUACAAGUUGCUUCAUAUAAAAUUUUAGCAGCCUUAUAUCAUUUAGGGACUGAUGGAACUUUAACGCAUGACAGAAAAUAUUUAAAAACCGAAAUUGAUAGACAUCGCCCAGCUCUAGGUUCCUGUUUGGGAGCCUACAGUUCUUGCUUUCCUGUGGCGUUCUUUGAACCCCAUUUGAAUAAACACAAUCAGUUCUCCUUACUCAAUCGAAUAGCGGAUCAUUCUUUAGAAGCCCAAGACAUUAUGGUAAAAAUGGAAAGUUGCAUGCCCAAUUUAGAGGCGGUUUUGAACGAAGUUGAUCAAUUUGUAGAAUCUGAUAAAACCUACGUUGAUGCUCCACACAUUAUUGAUGUGAUCUUGCCUUUGCUAUGUUCUUAUCUGCCAUUCUGGUGGGCUCAGGGACCUGAUAAUGUAAGUCCAACGAGCGGCAAUCACGUGACAAUGGUCACAGCCGAUCAUAUGAACUCGUUGCUGCGUAAUGUCUUGAAAAUGAUUAAGAAGAAUAUAGGCAACGACAAUGCUCUUUGGAUGACCAGAAUUGCGGCAUACACACAACAAAUUAUCAUUAAUACUUCGGAAGAGUUGCUUAAAGAUCCCUUUUUACCGUUAGCGGAACGCGUUAAGAAACGUACUGAAAAUAUGUAUCAUAAAGAAGAAAGCAUGCGUGGUUUUAUUAAAUCGGCCAGCGACGAUACAUCACAGGUAGAAACACAGCUACAAGAAGACUGGAAUUUACUGGUACGCGAUAUCUACUCGUUUUAUCCUUUGUUAAUUAAAUACGUCGAUUUGCAACGUAAUCACUGGUUAAAAGACAACAUCCCAGAAGCCGAAGAGUUAUAUAAUCACGUGGCCGAAAUAUUCAAUAUUUGGUCCAAGAGUCAGUACUUCUUGAAAGAAGAGCAGAACUUCAUUUCCGCCAAUGAAAUUGACAAUAUGGCCUUAAUUAUGCCGACUGCAGCCCGACGGUCAGGUAUAACUGAAGGUGCUCCGGUUACGGGCGGCAAAGCAAAAAAGAAGAAAAAGAAUCGUGACAAAAAACGCGAUAAAGAUAAAGAAAUUCAAGCGAGUCUUAUGGUAGCUUGUUUAAAACGAUUACUGCCGGUAGGAUUGAACCUCUUUGCUGGACGUGAGCAGGAACUGGUACAGCAUUGCAAGGAUCGUUAUUUGAAGAAGAUGCAAGAAUACGAUGUCAUCGAUUUCGCACGCAAUCAACUAACGCUACCCGACAAACUAGAUCCUUCGGAUGAAAUGUCGUGGCAACAUUAUCUUUACUCAAAAUUGGGCAAAAAAGAGGAACCGCCAACCGAAGAGCAGGCCGUCGAAAAGUCCACCAAUCAAAACGAGAAAGGCAAAGACAAGACUGAAGAGACGGUCGAUCGUAUAGUAGCAAUGGCCAAAGUUCUUUACGGUCUACAUAUGAUCGACCAUCCCCAACAGCAGAGUAAAAACGUCUACAGGAGCGUUGUUUCCAUACAACGGAAGCGUGCGGUUAUUGCAUGUUUCCGUCAAACAUCUUUACAUUCUUUACCCAGACAUCGUGCUUGCAAUAUAUUUGCUCGCACUUACUAUGAACAAUGGCUAGAAGAGGAAAACGUUGGCCAAGAAGUGAUGAUUGAAGACCUAACGCAGACUUUCGAAGAGUCUGAGAAAUCGAAAAAAGACGAAGAAGAAACAGAAGGCAAACCGGAUCCGUUAACACAACUGGUGACAACCUUCUGUCGUGGAGCCAUGACAGAGAGAAGUGGAGCUUUACAAGAGGAUCUUUUGUACAUGUCUUAUGCUCAGAUAGCUGCCAAAUCCUGUGGUGAGGAAGAGGAGGAAGGCGGAGGCGAAGAAGAAGGUGAAGAAGCCGAAGGUGGGGGUGGUGGUAGUGAAGGUGAACGUAGCAGGAUUCACGAACAAGAAAUGGAAAAGCAAAAGCUGCUUUUCCAUCAAGCCCGUCUCUCCAAUCGUGGUGUAGCAGAAAUGGUUUUACUACAUAUUUCCGCUUCAAAAGGAGUACCUUCGGAAAUGGUGAUGACCACUUUAAAUCUCGGCAUUGCUAUACUGCGUGGGGGCAAUAUUGACAUUCAGAUGGGUAUGUUGAACCAUUUGAAAGAGAAAAAGGAUGUAGGCUUCUUUACAUCGAUUGCUGGUUUAAUGAACUCGUGCAGUGUCUUGGAUUUGGAUGCGUUUGAACGUAACACCAAAGCAGAAGGUCUUGGUGUCGGUUCGGAAGGCGCUGCCGGUGAGAAAAAUAUGCAUGAUGCCGAAUUUACCUGUGCCUUGUUCCGUUUCAUACAGUUAACAUGUGAAGGUCAUAACUUAGACUGGCAGAAUUAUUUGCGUACACAAGCGGGCAACACUACGACGGUCAAUGUAGUCAUCUGCACCGUUGAUUAUCUUUUGCGGUUACAAGAAUCUAUUAUGGAUUUCUAUUGGCAUUACUCCAGCAAAGAAAUAAUUGAUCCGGCCGGCAAAGCUAACUUUUUCAAGGCCAUCGGUGUAGCCAGUCAAGUGUUUAAUACGCUAACAGAAGUCAUCCAGGGUCCUUGUAGUUUAAAUCAACAGGCUCUGGCUCAUUCCCGUUUAUGGGAUGCUGUAGGUGGUUUUCUUUUCCUAUUCUCCCACAUGCAAGAGAAAUUAUCCAAACACUCUAGUCAAGUGGAUUUGCUGAAGGAGCUACUAAAUUUGCAAAAAGAUAUGAUAACCAUGAUGUUGUCCAUGUUGGAGGGAAAUAUAGUAAAUGGUACAAUCGGCAAACAAAUGGUCGACACUCUUGUUGAAUCUGCUAGCAAUGUUGAAUUAAUUUUAAAAUAUUUCGACAUGUUCUUAAAGCUAAAGGAUCUUAUUGAAUCGGCUAGCUUCCAAGAAAUUGAUAUGAAAAACGAAGGUUGGGUUACACCCAAAGAUUUUAGGGACAAAAUGGAACAAUCGAAAAAUUACACACCGGAGGAAAUGGAUUUCCUUUUGGCUUGUUGUGAACGCAAUCACGAAGGAAAAAUAGAUUACGCCGCCUUUGUUGAUCGAUUCCAUGAGCCCUCUACAGAAAUUGGUUUUAAUUUGGCCGUUUUACUGACCAAUUUAAGUGAACAUAUGCCUAAUGAACCACGCUUAGCCCGUUUCUUGGAAACUGCCGGUUCGGUUUUGAACUACUUUGAACCAUUCCUGGGACGUAUUGAGAUUUUGGGCAGUUCCAAGCGCAUCGAACGUGUUUACUUUGAGAUCAAGGAUUCAAAUAUUGAGCAGUGGGAAAAACCCCAAAUUAAGGAGUCGAAACACGCCUUCUUCUACUCUAUUGUAACCGAAGGUGGCGACAAGGAAAAACUUGAGGCGUUUAUUAAUUUCUGUGAGGAUGCUAUUUUUGAAAUGACUCAUGCUUCUGGGCUAAUGGCUACAGACGAUGGCGGUGGCAACGUUAAACGAGAUACCUCCUACAGUUCUUACAUGAGUGAAGAGGAGGAAGAACGAGCAGCUCGAGACCCGAUACGACGAACUAUCAAUGCCGUGAAAGAUGGUUUAAAGUUUGGCCUGUACAUGCUAAGUCCGGCGAAUAUCAAGCACCAAAUUGGUGUGAUGCAAACAAAAUCGGUACCCGAAUUGAUUAUUGGUUUCUUUAAGAUUAUUUUUUAUAUAUUCUACUACAUGGGCUACGCCAACUUUGCUGUUGUUCGCUAUAUAUUUGGUAUACUAAUGAAUUUGAUGCGUGGACCUGCUCCGGAAGAAGUGGAAGCGCCGCCUGUCGAAGAAGAAACAUUUGGGAAAGCCUUACCUCCGCUACCCACGGAAGAACCGCCAGGCACAGUGCAGGCUUUUGGGCUGGACAUAAAUAAAGAAGAAAAUGGUCAAUACAAGGUUACAGUGCAUGAAUCAUCGGCUAGUGGUACUGCCAGCUCGGGUGAAGAGACUGCAGAAUCUAGUCCUGAGGAUGCAGCAGCUUCAGCUGAAGGCCAAGCUGUCGAAGGUGAGGCUCACCAUGCAGAACCUGUGUCAAUUGUGGAUUUGUUGGGAGGAGAAGCAGCCAAGAAAGCCGCGCAAGAACGUCAAGAAGCGCAGAAAGCCCAAGAAGCAGCAAUGGCCUCUAUUGAAGCUGAAGCUAAAAAAGCUUCUACGGAAACCCAAGAAACUCCAGCUGUUCAUCAAAUAGACUUUUCGCAAUAUGGUCGUCGAGCAGUAAGCUUUUUGGCACGUAAUUUUUACAAUCUAAAAUUGGUGGCUCUUGUGCUGGCUUUCAGUAUCAAUUUUAUGCUAUUGUUCUAUAAAGUAACAUCGUUUGCGGAAGAUGAAGAAGCUUCUGGGGAAGAUGAAUUGAUAUUAGGUUCAGGUUCUGGUGUUGGCUUGGCCGGUUCGGGUUUAGGUUCAGGUGAAGGUUCAGGUGAAGGAGGGGAGGACGAGGAAGAUAUUCCGGAAUUAGUGCAUGUAAACGAAGACUAUUUCUUUAUGGAACAUGUGAUACGUGUAGCAGCCAUUUUACAUAGUCUGAUUUCGUUAUGCAUGCUAAUCGCCUAUUAUCAUCUAAAGGUGCCUUUAGCCAUAUUCAAGCGGGAAAAGGAAAUCGCUCGUCGUCUUGAAUUUGAUGGUCUUUUUAUUGCCGAACAACCCGAAGAUGGCGACGUGAAAUCCCACUGGGACAAAUUGGUUAUAUCAGCUAAAUCAUUCCCGGAUAGCUAUUGGGAUAAAUUCGUCAAGAAAAAAGUCCGCCAAAAAUACAGUGAAACUUACGACUUUGAUUCAAUUUCAAAUUUAUUGGGCAUGGAAAAAAGUGCUUUUGUGGCUCAGGAGACCGAAAGUGGCGGUUUAAUUAAAUAUUUUAUGAACAUUGAUUGGCGAUAUCAGAUAUGGAAGGCAGGAGUUACAUUUACAGACAACGCUUUUCUUUACUCAUUGUGGUAUUUCUCCUUCUCAGUAAUGGGAAACUUCAAUAAUUUUUUCUUUGCUGCUCAUUUACUAGAUGUGGCCGUAAGCUAUAAAACUUUGCGUACCAUUUUACAAUCGGUAACACAUAACGGUAAACAAUUGGUAUUAACAGUCAUGCUGCUUACUAUUGUCGUGUACAUAUACACUGUGAUUGCCUUCAAUUAUUUCCGCAAGUUCUAUAUUCAAGAGGAGGAUGACGAAGUUGAUAAGAAGUGCCAUGACAUGUUCACCUGUUUUGUAUUCCACUUAUAUAAAGGCGUAAGAGCUGGCGGCGGUAUUGGUGAUGAAAUUGGUGAUCCAGAUGGAGACGAUUACGAAGUGUAUCGUAUUAUAUUCGACAUAACGUUCUUCUUCUUUGUUAUUGUUAUAUUGUUGGCUAUUAUCCAAGGUUUGAUUAUUGACGCUUUUGGUGAGCUCCGUGACCAAUUGCAAUCGGUUCAGGAAAAUAUGGAAUCAAAUUGCUUUAUUUGUGGCAUGGGUAAAGACUUCUUCGAUAUAGUACCGCAUGGCUUUGAUACGCAUGUUCAAAAGGAGCACAAUCUCGCCAACUAUAUGUUCUUCCUAAUGCAUUUGAUUAAUAAACCAGAUACGGAAUACACUGGUCAAGAGACUUACGUAUGGAAUAUGUAUCAACAGCGCAGUUGGGACUUCUUCCCGGUCGGUGAUUGCUUCCGUAAACAAUAUGAAGAUGAAUUGUCAGGCGGCGGUGGCGGCGGAGGCGGCUAAAGACUUUAUAGUGGGCCAUUGGAAUAACUGAGAAUCGAUCCAUACUCUUAAAACGAAUUUCGAUAUCAGAUUUUUAAAUAUCCAUUUAAUUGCGAAUUAUACUUUUAAAAUUUAUUUAAAACUGUAACUCUUACUUUUAUUGGAUACUUAUGUAUUACCGUACCAAUACUAAUCGCCCUCCUUAUAAACAUAUACAUGAGUUUGUAAUUUGUUAUCGACUGUACUAUAUUAUAUAUGUAUUAAUAAACUUAUUGAUAUCCUUAAACUUACUUGUCUAGAAUAAAAUGAAUUUGUUUAGCCCGGACAUACAAGCUAAACUUCUCAUUCGCUUAGUCCCUUAGCUUAAUCUCAA
Messenger RNA from Glossina fuscipes, 15826 nucleotides. It is a transcript of the gene RyR, whose product is annotated as ryanodine receptor. The record is from RefSeq and is a predicted model, not a curated record. Gene Ontology annotation, cellular component: calcium channel complex; Z disc; sarcolemma. Gene Ontology annotation, biological process: calcium ion transmembrane transport; intracellular calcium ion homeostasis. Gene Ontology annotation, molecular function: ryanodine-sensitive calcium-release channel activity; protein binding. NCBI's taxonomy places the organism in Eukaryota, Metazoa, Arthropoda, Insecta, Diptera, Glossinidae. The transcript has 31 exons. Bases 97 to 15474 code for a protein of 5125 amino acids.